CCACCAGUGGUAUCGUUACCACAGUUACCACAUGGUUAGCUAUUACCUUACCAAUAUGGCGUCGGUAUAGGUACCACUUUACGUUUCGUCGUGACGUCGUAACAUCCACUUGUGUAAUAUUCACUGCUUGACAUUGUGUAUGUUAUGUGAUCUUACUCUCAGACUUCAUUUGAGACGUCCUUUGCCAGUUAGCGGAAAAUAAGAACGAAGUUUAAAAUGUUAUCUUCUGUUGCAGUAAAGACCCUGGUGAACAGGGUAUGCCUGUCAUUGAGACCCGCUGUAACGGGGCUGAUGUCGGCCCGUGGUUAUCGAGGAGAGGCGCCCGAGGACACGAAGGGUGACCUCAUUGAUAUCCCUCUACCCCCCUGGGAAGAGAAGACGGGGGAGUCCAUCAACAUCAAGAGGCGCCGUCUCCUGUACGAGAGCCGCAAGAGGGGAAUGUUGGAGAACUGCAUAUUGCUCAGCCAUUUUGCAAAGCGCUACCUUGACACAAUGAGUGAAACACAGCUUCGGCAGUAUGACAGGCUGAUCAAUGAGCCUACUAACGACUGGGAUAUCUACUAUUGGGCUACAGAGGCCCUGCCAACACCUGAACCCUACGAAGGAGAAAUCAUGGAUAUGUUGAAGGAAUACACAAAGAAUCGGGACCAGGAACAGCGGUUGGAUGCCCCGAACCUGGAGUAUCUGGACAAGUAGAGCCUAUCAAGCUUUAGUGCCUUCUGGACACUGCAACAGAGACUCUGCUCCAUCAGAAUAAUUCAAGCUGCACCGUCUCCAGCUUUGAGAACCACAGCCAUUAUGCCAGUAUCGACUGCUUUCCGUAAAAAUAGAGUUUGGUUGAAUAAUGUCAUUGUGUAAGCCUUUGUUUUUAAUAAGAUAUUGUAUAGGUUAGACAUGCUGGUAUUUAAUAAAGAUGCUUUGUGUGUACAAAGAUUGGAGGGUUACACUUCUACAAUUACGGUUUGUUCGAUACCUAAGUUCUAUGGCCUUUCUUGUGUACAGUUAUUAAACUAUGUUGAUUGGACUUGGUUGCCAUAGUUAUUGUCUCACGU
Gadus chalcogrammus (walleye pollock) is the source of this 1052-nucleotide messenger RNA. RefSeq names its product succinate dehydrogenase complex assembly factor 2 (gene sdhaf2). The transcript has 4 exons. Gene Ontology annotation, biological process: tricarboxylic acid cycle; mitochondrial electron transport, succinate to ubiquinone; mitochondrial respiratory chain complex II assembly. Gene Ontology annotation, cellular component: mitochondrion. NCBI's taxonomy places the organism in Eukaryota, Metazoa, Chordata, Actinopteri, Gadiformes, Gadidae. The record is from RefSeq and is a predicted model, not a curated record. Bases 217 to 696 code for a protein of 159 amino acids.